Messenger RNA from Ixodes scapularis (black-legged tick), 2973 nucleotides. RefSeq names its product glutamate receptor 3. Gene Ontology annotation, biological process: monoatomic ion transport; modulation of chemical synaptic transmission; synaptic transmission, glutamatergic. NCBI's taxonomy places the organism in Eukaryota, Metazoa, Arthropoda, Arachnida, Ixodida, Ixodidae. The record is from RefSeq and is a predicted model, not a curated record. Gene Ontology annotation, molecular function: glutamate-gated receptor activity; transmitter-gated monoatomic ion channel activity involved in regulation of postsynaptic membrane potential. Gene Ontology annotation, cellular component: plasma membrane; postsynaptic membrane. The transcript has 15 exons. The coding region runs from base 1 to 2973 and encodes 990 amino acids.
AUGAUGGGUUGCUCGUGGGUUCGUGCGCGGUGCUACAAGCUCGCCGCCCUUGUUCUAUUCGUCGCGGCGUCUCAUCUGGAGAGCGGAACUGCGCUCAAGAUUGGAGUGGUGAUGGGAGUCAAUCAACCACACCGCGUGGUCACAGCCUUCCGUGACGUCAUUCAAUACACCAAUCAACACGCACCUAGCGACCGUUACAAGAUCACGCCGAUGACGACGAGGGUACUCGACAACGACACCUUCAACGUCACCAACGACGCCUGCAACCAGAUGUCCUCCGGGGCCGCUGUCCUGGUCUCCCCCGACGGCGGGACGGUGCACGAGGCGCUGGCGGCCAUCUCGGCCAAGCUGCACAUGCCGUUGCUCAGCACGUCCGUGGCGCGAUCGACCGCCUUCCAGAGCACGAGGUUUGGGCUCACGCUCCGACCGCAGGCUCACGGUGCCAUCGCCGCCGUCAUCCAACACCUACGCUGGCCGAGGGUGUACUACAUCUACGAUUCUGCAGAAGGACUGGACCGACUCCAGGAGGUGCUGGCGGCUCUUCCCGCGGACUACGGUCUCCAGGUCGAGUUCGUCAAAAGGAUCCGCGGCGAGAGGGCUGCCGUCGACUUCCUGCAGCAACGCGAGAACCAAGAGUGGGACACCGAGAAGUACAUCCUCCUGGACUGCAGUCUGGAAACGGCACGCCGUGUCGUGCAAUACGCGCACGGCAAGCGGAGGGCUUACUACACCUUCCUCUACGCCAGAUACACACUGCCGGAGUACUGGAAAGACAUCCAAACGUACGACGCCACCAAAGUGCUAGCCCUCAGGAUACUCCAGGAGGACGCUGACAGUCAUCACAGUGCUGUCAAAGCGGCCAGCCAAGACUCCUUCUACAGCAGCUCGGAAAGCUUAACCGAAGAAGAGGCUCUCGCGUACGACGCGGCAUCGGUGAUAACCGACGCCAUGGCGCGACUGACGAGAGAAAGACCAGAACUCAGCAUGGAGCUCCUUCAAGAAGGAUCGUCGGGACAGUCGUCCCAGUGCUACAGCACACCACUGAAUCCUUACAAACAUGGUCAACCCAUAGCCGAGAUACUCAAGAAGACGUCGGUCAACGGCACAACAGGACGGAUUAUGUUCGACGAACAUGGGCAAAGGGUUGGAUAUUCGGUCGACAUCCUAGAGCUCACGUCCCAUCACGACAUGCAGAAAAUGGGUUAUUGGACUCAGUCCAGUGGGUUUAUAAAACAAGAGGAUACAAGAAGCUUCCAUCCUACCCGAGUAGACGUCAUUCCGAGAAAAAUUAUCGUGACGACCAUCUUGGAACCACCCUUCAUGAUGUACAAAAACCCAAACGACACGAGCGACAACGAGGACAAUCUUCAAGGAUACUGCAAGGACCUCAUCGACAAGAUGAUGAGGUCGAUAGGCCACGAGUACUCCAUUCGGCUCGUCAAGGACAACAAGUACGGAUCCCGGGACAUCUCGUCACAGUCCGGUUGGAACGGCAUGAUCGGGGAGAUCCUUCGUAAGGACGCAGACAUCGCCGUCGCACCGAUCACCAUCACCGCCGAACGAAGCAAGGCCGUCUACUUCACCGAGCCGUUCAUGACCACGGGCUACGGUGUCCUGGCCAAGGCCCCUCCGCGGGAGACCAUCAGCGUCUUCACGGUCUUCAGCUUCCUGAGGCCCCUCUCGUGGGAGAUCUGGCUCUGCCUGCUGGCCGCGUACGUGGCCGUCUCCAUCGUGCUGUUUGUGGUCAACCGGAUCAACCUGGCCGUGGCCACACCUCCGCGUCAGCCGCCCGGAGCCUGCAGCCACCUGUACAACUCGCUGUGGUACUCCCUCGGAGCCUUCAUGGCUGAGGAGUGCAACAACUGUAGACCCAAGUCCGUUGGCAGCCGUAUCAUCAGCUGCGGUUGGUGGUUCUUCGUUCUGGUGAUGCUCUCGAUGUACACGGCCCAGCUGUGGGUCAACCAGCCGUUCAGUGCCCCGUCUGGGCCCCUCAAGGACAUCAAGGACCUCGCCACGCAGGAGAAGAUCGAAUACGGAAUCGUGAAGGACUCGGCCAUCGAGGAUUUCUUCAAGCGCACCAGAGACCCAAUCUACUCCCGGAUGUGGGAGUCCAUGGCUUCUUUCAACAACGCCAUGGCCAACACGCACGAGGACGGGGUGCUCAGAGUCCGCGAGUCCGGGGGCAACUAUGCCUUCGUGUUGGACUCUCGCAAGCUGGAGUACUCCAGCGCCAAGGCGCCCUGCGACCUCGCUCAGCUCGGAGACACGUUCCAGAAGGGAGGCUACGGCAUUGUCAUGUCGCACAAGUUCCCGCUCAAAAAAACAAUUGACGUCACAGUUGGCAGACUUCAGGAAGACGAAUACCUAACCAUGCUGUACAACAAAUGGUUCAAGAAAGAAGAAUGUCCACAGCCUCGACCUGUGAGUACUGCACUGGAGGUGAUCAAGGUCGGCGGUUGGUUUGUGCUCCUGGGAGCGGGAUUACUGAUCGCCAUAGCGGUCGCCAUCGCCGAAGUCUGGUGCAAGAAGCCCAAGAAGGCCAAGAAGCCCAAGAAACCCAAGGAGCCCAAGGAACCCAAGCCCAAGAAGGAAAAGAAGAAGAAAGAGAAGAAAGAAAAGGACGGCGAACAAAUCAAGGAAGAAGGGGUGGAAACGCAGCUCUUGCAGCCAGGCAACCCUGGCAGAGGCAUGUACGAGCACGGAGGCGGCGACGGCGGCUACCCAGGCGGCGCCGACGAGACCAUCGAAGAGGUCGGCGAGGAGGACGAGGACGACGUGGUCAAGGUGCCCAUAGCGGACGUCGAGAACCUGACCGACAGCGUGGACGACACCAAGGGCAUAACGCGCGACGUCACGGCGGACCGCAUCGUGCCGCUAGCCGUGAACCCCCUAGAGAACCACCCUGAGAUCAAGUCCAUCGACCAUAGUCCCAUGGAAUCCCCCAAAGGUGGUUACGAGAGUUCGGAAGUCUAA